Messenger RNA from Jaculus jaculus (lesser Egyptian jerboa), 2529 nucleotides. Its product is annotated as vomeronasal type-2 receptor 116-like. Gene Ontology annotation, biological process: G protein-coupled receptor signaling pathway. The record is from RefSeq and is a predicted model, not a curated record. NCBI's taxonomy places the organism in Eukaryota, Metazoa, Chordata, Mammalia, Rodentia, Dipodidae. The transcript has 8 exons. Gene Ontology annotation, cellular component: membrane. Bases 1 to 2529 code for a protein of 842 amino acids. Gene Ontology annotation, molecular function: G protein-coupled receptor activity.
AUGGACCACACAGUAAAUGCUGUGAUGCUGAUUUUGACAGAAACAAGCUGCUUUUGGAGAAUAAAGCAAAAUACAGAAAGUAAUGGCAACAUGUGGAAGGAUUGUUUGUUUAUAGUUGAGGCACCAAAUGAACAUAAGAUAUCCUAUGAUUCAAUGAACCAGCUUUACCGUGUUCCAGUCAAAAAAUUUCAAUAUAUUCUGACAAUGCUUUUUGUCACUGAGGAGAUCAACAGAAGUCCCAAACUUAUACCGAACAUGUCUAUUAAUUUUAAUUUCAGUCCUUCCAAUUGUGAAGAUUCAUGGAUUCUUAUCUCUUCUCUAAAAGAAAAUAAAGAGUAUAUUGUUCCUAAUUAUAACUGUGAAAUAAUGCAUUGUGAUUUAAUAUUGACAGGACCAUCAUGGGCAUCAAGUAGCCUGAUAGGGACAUUGCUGACAACCUAUAAUUUUGGACAGAUUCACUAUGGCCCAUUUCAUCCUAUUCUGAGUGACCAAUUUCAGUACCCUUAUCUGUAUCAGAUUGCCCCCAAGGAAACAAGGCUGCCUUUUGCCAUAGUCUCCUUAAUGCUUCAUUUCAACUGGACCUGGGUGGGGCUGGUAAUCUCUGAUGAUGACCAAGGUAAUCAAUUUCUCUCAGACUUCAGAGAAAAGAUGCAAAGAAAUGAGCUAUGUUUAGCCUUUGUGAAUGUGAUCCCACUAAACAUGAACUUAUAUAAUACACGGGCUGAGAAAUAUUAUAAACAAAUUGUGAUAUCAUUGGCAAAUGUUGUGAUCAUUUAUGGUGAAAUGAAUUCUACACUGGAAGUGAGCUUUAGAAGAUGGGCAUAUUUAGGCAUACGUAGGAUUUGGGUCACCACAUCACAGUGGGAUGUCAUCACAAAUACAGGAAGAGACUUCAUUCUUGACUCAUUCCAUGGUGCUUUCACAUUUUCUCAUCACCUUCAUAAGAUUCCCAACUUUAAAAAAUUUAUUCAGACAAUGAACAAAUCCCAAUAUCCAAUAGACAUUUCUGUGAUGCGAUCAGAAUGGAUGUACUUUAAUUGUUUGGACAUUGAAUCUAAAUGUAGAACACAGAGUAGGUGUUCACCAAACACCGCAUUAGAAUGGUACGCAAGUCAAGGACUUGACAUAGCCAUGAAUGAUGAGAAUUAUAACCUAUACAAUGCUGUGUACGCUUGGGCAUAUGUCUGGCAUGAAAUAUGUUAUCAACAGAUAGAUGGUCAGCCAUUGAGAAAAUAUCACCGUGAGGACUCAGACAGCCAUGAAAAAGCUUCACUUCUGAAGAGCAUCCAAUUUAUUAACCCUGUUGGAGACCUAGUGACUCUUAAUGUGAAAAAAAAUUAUGGUACAGAUUAUGAUAUUUCCCACAUUUCAAAUUUUCCACAAGGUCAUGGAAUAAAGGUGAAAAUAGGACAGUUCUCUUCAUAUGGUUCCCUUGGUCAACAAUUGUAUUUGUCUGAUGAGGCAAUAGCAUGGGCCACAGGGAGUAGGAAGAUUCCCUCCUCUGUGUGUAGUGAGACUUGCAGACUUGGUUUCAGGAAGUUACAACAGAAGGGAAAGGCAGCCUGCUGUUAUGAAUGUUUCCCCUGUGGAGAAAAUGAGAUUUCUAACAAAACGAAUAUGGAUCAAUGUGUGAAGUGUCCAAUCAAUCAGUAUGCCAGCAUACAGAAAAAUCACUGUCUCCAAAAAUCCUUGAUGUUUCUGGCUUAUGAAGACCCCUUGGGAAUGGUUCUGGCUUGUAUAGCCCUGUUCUUCGCUGCCCUCACUGCUCUUGUUCUUGGGGUUUUUGUGAAGCACCAAGACACACCGAUUGUGAAGGCCAAUAAUCGAACAAACAGCUACAUCCUGCUCAUCUCCCUCAAGUUCUGUUUUCUCUGCCCAUUACUCUUCAUUGGACAUCCCAACAACACCAAUUGCAUCCUGCAGCAGAUCACAUUUGCAGUUUUGUUCACUGUGGCUGUCUCCACUGUUUUGGCCAAAACAGUUACUGUGGUUCUAGCUUUCAGGGUCACUACUCCAGAAAGAAAGAUGAGAGGGCUGCUGGUAUCAGGAACACCUAACUUCAUCAUUCCCAUAUGUACCUUAGUCCAACUUGUUCUUUGUGGAAUCUGGAUGGGAACAUCUCCUCCCUUUGUUGACACAGAUGCAGACUUGGAACUCGGCCAUAUCGUCAUUGUGUGCAACAAAGGCUCAGACACUGCCUUUUACUGUGUCCUGGGAUACUUGGGAUCUCUGGCAGUAGGGAGCUUCACGGUGGCUUUCCUGGCUAGAAACCUGCCUGACACAUUCAAUGAAGCCAAGUUUCUGACUUUCAGCAUGCUGGUGUUCUGCAGUGUGUGGGUCACCUUCCUCCCUGUCUACCAUAGCACCAAGGGGAAGGCCAUAGUGAUAGUGGAGGUCUUCUCUAUCUUGGCCUCCAGUGCAGGGUUAUUAUGUUGCAUCUUUUUCCCCAAGUGCUACAUCAUUUUAUUAAGACCAAGUAAAAAUUCUUUAAAGAGGAAGAAGAUAAAAACAUAUUGUCCAACCAACUGA